Chelonoidis abingdonii (Abingdon island giant tortoise) is the source of this 2018-nucleotide messenger RNA. NCBI's taxonomy places the organism in Eukaryota, Metazoa, Chordata, Testudines, Testudinidae. The record is from RefSeq and is a predicted model, not a curated record.
CUCCAGGUGGUGUUUGAGGAUGUCGCUCUGUAUUUCACCCAGGAGGAGUGGGAGCUCCUAUCCCAGCCGGAGAAGCAGCUGUACCGGGACCAGAUGCUGAGGAAUUACCAGGUCCUUGUUUCCUUGGGCUAUUCAGGUUCCACACCGGACUUAAUCCACAGGGUCGAGGUAGGGGAGGCAGAGCUCUGGAUCCAGGAUGCCAAAGACUCCAGGGAAACCUCAGGGCCUGAGAGUCCCUCCUCAGGGCUCGGGAUCCUGGGGGGAACGCGGACACAGAGUGAAUGUGGGGAAAGUGCCGCGGGGAAGCAGGAUUCCACGUCCCACAUAGGGAUUCAUGCACAGGACGCAGUCCAUCCCCAGGCUAAACUCAGCCAGAGACUAGACCUUGCUACACCCCAGAGACGCCCCAUGGGCCAGCGUCCCCACCGCUGCAUUGACUGCGGAAAGAGCUUCAGCAGUCCCUCCGCCCUGACCCAGCACCAGUACACGCAUGCUGGGGCGUGGUUGCACCGCUGCUCUGACUGUGGCAAGGCCUUUGCACGGAGCGCACACCUGAGAAGACACCAGCGCGUGCACACCGGGGAGCGGCCACAUCGCUGUCCUGAGUGUGGCAAGGGCUUUGCAGAGAGCUCAGGCCUGAGAAUACACCUGCGCAUGCACACCGGGGAGCGGCCGUACCACUGUGCCCACUGUGGUAAGGGAUUCUGCAGUUCAUCCACACUGACCCAGCACCAGCGCACACACACCGGGGAGCGGCCGCAUUGCUGUGCUGACUGCGGUAAGAGCUUUGCAUGGCGCUCACACCUGAAAAGACACGAGCGCAUGCACGCUGGGGAACGGCCGCAUCACUGUGCUGACUGUGGCAAGGGCUUUGCAGAGAGCUCGACUCUGAGAAUACAUCAGCGCACACACACUGGGGAGCGGCCAUACCACUGUGCCGACUGCAAUAAGGGCUUUGCAGAGAGCUCAAGCCUGAGGAAACACCAGUGCACGCACACUGGAGAGUGGCCACAUCGUUGUGCCCGCUGUGGCAAGGGAUUCCGCUGUGCCUCCACACUGACACUGCACCAGCGCGCGCACACUGGGGAGCAGCCACACCGUUGUACCCACUGUGGUAAGGGAUUCCGCUGUGCCUCCACACUGACACGGCACCAGCGCGCGCACACUGGGGAGCGGCCGUACUGCUGUGCUGACUGCGGGAAAGGCUUUGCAGGGCGCUCACGGCUGAGAAUACACCAGCGCACACACACUGGGGAGCGGCCAUAUCACUGUGCUUACUGCGGCAAGGGCUUUGUAGAGAGGUCAAACCUGAGAUCACACCAACGUACGCACACUGGGGAGCGACCGUAUCACUGUACUGACUGCGGCAAGGGCUUUGCACAGAGCUCAACCCUGAGAAAACACCAGCGCACGCACCGGAGAGCAGCCGCACCACUGUGAUGAUUCUGGUCAGUCAGUCACUCAUCUCACUGGGAUGCAGCCAGGAUAACCCCCCUUCCACUCCUCAUCUCGAUGGGACCCAGCCAAGAACUUCCCAGCACACCUCGCUCCGUUCCAGCCAGCAGGUGACUCUUGGGUGACAUCUAGAGGUGGGAUUUGCAGUCCUCUGAGCAUGGAUCGGGUUGAGGGGUGGAGCAGGACAGCCCAGUGUGUGUGAUUGAAAGAAGACUGAGGAACUGCUCAUGCCAUCUACUUUAAAUAGAAAUGUGAUGAAGAAGAACUAAGUACCUAAUGUGGAACAAAGAUCUAUCUAACCAGGUGUUUCUUUGCUAUUGAAAAAGCUGAUGCAUUCACACAGCAGGUGGAAAAGCCAAUGUGAAGUGCAACCAAUGAAAGUGUUCUAAGGCCUAGCUGACCAUGAGGUCUGAUGAACUGUAUGACAGGCAGGCGCAUAGGGAGUUUCCCAUUAUUCUUGGGGGAAAUUCUGAACCUAAAAAUUCUGUGGACAAUAUUUUAAAAUUCUGCACAUUUUAUUUGUCAGAAUAACACAAUAUAAUCACGCUAGUUUGUUAUUUUGG